CUUGCACUUGAUCCAAACUAAGAUAUCAUUCAUUCUUAUUGGAAACAAAACCAGCCUUCCAUCAGAUUUAUUCAAUGAUUACUUAAUUUUCUAGUGGAUUGUAAGGUAUGAAAAGACAGAUUAUGGAAAGAUCCGUUAUCCAGAAAGCCCCAGGCCCGAGCAUUCUUGAUAACAGGUCCCUGUAAUGGCACAUAAGAAGAUUUGCUGCCUGUGAUAAAUCUGUGCUAUCACAGAUGACAAAUCUCCCCAAAAUACCUUCCCCUUGCCAAAUAACCUUCAGAUCACUGCAUGUAAAACUAAUUGCUUGCAGCAGUCCAGCUAAUCGCAGAAAAAUGCAAAAGAAGAAAAUUUCCUGUUAAGCAGGAUCGUCAUGGGUAAUAUGUUUUACUUGUCGAGAUCCGAAGGUUAGGCAUGGAGAAGGGAUUUUUGCACCCCGUGGUAUUGCAAAUUUACCACAGAUGACAAAUCACCCUGUGUGCCUGCACGCUUAAUUAUAAUAACAUUUAAUGGAUGAGGGAAACCUGAAAAACUAGUAAUUUUCAUAUGAAAGUCCUGAAGAGCCACAACCCAGUAGAAGCUGGAGCCUGGACCAGCCUCCCCCCACCAGCACCAGAUGUAGAACGGAAUGCUUCCAUCAAAAUAUUGAUUGAAUAUUGAGCUUCUGCUUUGUCCUUAAAAGAAGGGUUAUUUUCUACUUUUUCUUACCCAAACUUCCCAAUGUAAUUAGAGAUGCACUGAAUCCACUAUUUUAGGAUUCGGCCGAACCCUAAAUCCUUUGAGAAGAUUUGGCCAAAUAAACCGAAUCUGAACCCUAAUUUGCAUACGGAAAUUAGGGAAACAAGAGGGAAAAAACCUGUGCAUGCAGGAGGGCGUGAUGAAUUGUUUUUUGUGUGACAAAAUUUCACGAUUUUUUUGGAUUCGGUUUGGCCAGGCACUAGGAUUUGGUGCAUCCCUAAAUGUAAUUAAGAUUUAACAUUGAAUUAGUAUUUGUUUCAUGAUAUCACUCGAUCAGGGAAUGUAAUUAACUCAAACUAAUUCUUAUAGAGUGGGACUGAACACCAUAUGGCAGCAGCCCUAGAAUGGUAUGAAAUAAUCCUUUAUUUACAUUGUAAAGUGACGGCUAUUUAAUUCCAGGAGCCAGUGUCAUAGUGAUACUUGUACAGUACAAUCCAACCACGUGUGGGCGUAAGCAACACACACAGCGUUUACUUUCCACACACAGAAUACUGAUAUCUGGUUCCUGGAACCCUUUUCUCCUAAGGGACUGAAAUUCAUUUUGCUGAUUGAAUCUUUUUUGUUAAAUAUCUUUUAUACGUGUUCUGCCUCCGGCUGAGAAAUUUGAUCUAGAAAGCCCUUUAAGGCUUUAACUGUGCAGUGGUUGAACUGACGUAUCUUCCAUCAGAAGAAAAAUGUGUUUAACUCAGUGGGAAAUAAAGAAAUUACCCUACACUAUACUUUUCUUUCUCUUGGCAUCUGUCCCUCUAAAUCGUUUUCCAGAGUUUAGGGCCACUUCCAUAAAGGAGGGCACAUAAGAAGCUUAGCAGUUAUUGUCAAGUUUGGGUGACCCUGGGACUUAGCAGGACCCACUGACUUCACAUCUUGUUUUCUUAACGCUUAUUCUGUUGUUUUAAUUUGUUAGUUUCUGUAAUACUUCGACUAUAAACUGCAAUGUACUUCAGCAUAUUGACAUCCCACGUGGUGGCAAUUGUACCGCAGCACCAACUAACUCACAUCACAGAUAUUAACGCAGCAACUCCAUAUAUUAACUGCAAGUCUGCGACUAACAUUAUAGCUGUGAUGUAGUCAUGACCUGACCUACGGUGCGUUAAACCACAAAACAUGCACACUAUACACACUGUAUCAUCCCCUUCCGAAUAGUACAGUACAUGUGAAAGCUGCUGGCUGGCUACGUUCCGCGCACGCGCAAUCUACUUGUUUUGUACAAGAACCCUUGGACUUCUUUACCUCAAUACGGACGUCCACCAAUUAAUCUUAAACAGCUGCUUGCAAGACACGCCCAUGGGAUUAGUCAUUGGUCCACCUGCCUGUGAAUAUCCCUAAAUGCCCCGCCCUUAUAAGCACAAUGACAUAUAAGUGAGGGAUGUUGCUUUUGUGGUACAGUUAAAAUCACGGGCUGGUUUGUUCUGGGUUAUACAGGACGUGGCGUCCGUAGCAUAUUUGUCAUUGUUUGACAGGUUUGUUUUUCAAGGAGCAUUUUGCUUUCAGUAUUGCUUUCACGCUCCUUUUCAUUUCUUCGGAGCGUUGCUUAGAGCGAGCAGGAUGAUUUUUGACAAAGUAAAGAAAUUCAUGGUUGAGUUGGACUCUGCCGACUCGGAUACCCCUUUAGUGUUUCACAGCGGGGACACCGUGACAGGGAAGGUGCUCUUGGAACUGGUGGCUGAAGCCAAAGUGGAGUCUGUGAAGCUGCACGCCGGGGGUUAUGCCAAGGCUCAUUGGACUGAGUCGCGCAGCGCUGGCUCCACUACCGCUAUCACUCAGAACUACAGCGCUGAAGUGGAGUACAUGAACCUGCGGGAGAGCCUGCUGCACACAGAUAAUGGCACACUUACUGUCCUGCCACCAGGAAGGCAUGUAUUUCCCUUCCACUUUCAACUGCCUGAGACCUUGGUAACAUCUUUUGAAGGAAAGCAUGGAAGUGUUCGUUAUUGGGUAAAGGCAAAGUUGCAUCGUCCAUGGUGUACAGUCAAGAAAGUAAAGAAGGAUUUCACUGUAAUAGAACCUAUUGAUAUCAACACCCCAGAUCUCUUGGCUCCCCAAGCAGGCUGCAAAGAAAAGAUUGCACAUGCCUGGUACUGUAACCUAGGGCAGGUCUCAGUCACUGCAAAGAUAGACCGAAAAGGCUAUACUCCAGGUGAAGUUAUUCCCAUCUUUGCUGAGAUUGACAACGGCACAACACGUGCUGUGGUACCCAAGGCAGCUAUCAUCCAGUCGCAGGCUUUCAUUGCUCGUGGCACCAUGAAGCAAAAGAAAUCGGUGGUAGCCACUUUGGCAGGGGAUGCAGUGCCUGCAGGAAAAAGGGAAACUUGGCAUGGACGUGCUCUAAAAAUUCCUCCUCUUUGUCCUUCCAUCUUGCAGUGUCGGAUUAUUCGUGUGGAAUAUGCUCUGAAGGUUUGUGUUGCAAUUCCUGGCUCUUCAGAUUUGGUUCUGGAGCUGCCAUUGGUGAUUGGUACCAUCCCACUGCACCCAUUUGGAAGCAGAACUUCCAGUGUUGGAAGUCAGUAUAGUGUUGGAAGUCAGUAUAGUGUUAAUUUGGAAUGGCUACGUAUGACCAUACCUGAACAGCCUGAACCUCCUCCUGAUUAUUCUUCAGUAGUGUCUGAAGAGGAGGCAGAACACGACCUUUCACCUCCACAUCAUUCUAGCAUGGACUGUAUUCUUGAAGGGCCAUUCUAUGCUUAUAUUCAAGAGUUCAGGAACAGGCCUCCUCCUCUUUAUUCUGAGGUUGACCCUAAUCCUCCCACUGCAAACAUCAGACCUCGUUGCAUGACCUGUUGAAAGAUGACUCAAACUGAAUUGCCUGUUUAACUUAAAGCUAUUGAGCUUAGACUGAAAAUGUCCCCACCUCCAAACGAGGUUUCCUCUGGGAGAAUUGGCCCAGAGGUGGGCAGAAGCAGACUUAUGCCUGUCUUCCCUUGGAGAAAUGAAGCUUUCCGUUCAGAGGAUGGGUCUGGUGUUGAGGUGCAUCGCCAGAAUCUCCCAGAAAGCUGUGAAAUGAAGAGAAAGCGAGGAGUUCUAACCACUAUUAAACCUUUGAGUCGGUGAUUAUAGUCUGUUUUUAUAGCAUUCACAUUCUGCUGAGUUCUAAAAUUCUGCUUCCUGAGCCUCUAGGGGGGAAAAAACAGACUUGCAGUUAAAGAAAAGCUAAGCUGUAAUGAGAUUUUACUAAAACUGUACUAGUACAGCAUUUUUUUUCUUUGUUCUUUUACAGAAUUGUACUUUUAUAACUAAAACUGUUGAAGGUCUGUCACAGCCGAACAUGUUUCAGGCUUUUUGUGGCUGGAGCACAGAAACCAAACUGUUAAGGGCUGAGCAUUUCAUACAACCAAAGUUAAUGUUUACAACACAGUCAAUCUGGUCCAUAUUUUGCUAGCAGGUGCUGAGUUGGAGAAUUUUCAACUUUUUCAGUCUUUGAACAUAGCAAAUCUAUUUUCCACUGUAAUUUCUACAAUGCCUGCAUAUAACCAAUGAUUGAACUGGGAUGGAAAAAAAAAAAGUUUACAUUACAUGUAAUAGGCUUGACCUGUGGAAUAGCUAUAAUGUAUCUGCCUUAGGUUGUUAUGCCAUGCCAUGGCAGCAGUGGCCUGUAAUGUAAAAAUCUUUUCUUAAACUGAAACUUAACUUGUUAUAGAAUACACUUUGUAUUUCAAGCACAAUGAGUAUUUAUUCAAUCUGUAAAAUCAUCUUCUUUCCUUCAGUAUUAAUGAGAAGGGAGCGCUUUAAAAUUGCAUAUGGAACUCUGUGCCUUUCUUUCUAUUAAGUGACCUUUUAUAUAAGUCGGCUGUAAACUCUGAGGUGGGUUUACUCUUUCUGUUGAGAACAUACUUCAAUGGGAAUUUCCAGAUAUUCCCUUACCUUUAAGGUUAAACUUUGGAUUUGUUGCUCUAGGAUGACUAUCUUUCAAAACAAAAAACUGAGGAAAACAAAGUGAAAAUUCCAGUUGCUGCUUGUGUAAGGGGUGAACACCUGCUUUAAGUUAUAACAAAAUCAGAAAACAUGUGAACCCUACUGCUGCAACUUUUUUAUUGCUGGAGAUCUUUUUCUCCCAACUGAUCUGUGAAUUGCAAAAGAUAUAGUGUGGUAUUUAUGGUUAUUGAUUUUAUUUACACAGUCAAGAUUUUUACUGCAUUUGUGAUUGGCUGCUUUGAAUAUUCCAAUUAAUAUGCAAAUUAAUAUGCAACUAUGUAUGUAAUUUUUCACAAUAAAUCUUUGCAUUUAGUUGA
Xenopus laevis (African clawed frog) is the source of this 4961-nucleotide messenger RNA. RefSeq names its product arrestin domain containing 2 S homeolog (gene arrdc2.S). Lineage: Eukaryota; Metazoa; Chordata; Amphibia; Anura; Pipidae. Gene Ontology annotation, biological process: protein transport. The record is from RefSeq and is a predicted model, not a curated record. The transcript has 8 exons. Gene Ontology annotation, cellular component: cytoplasm; plasma membrane. The coding region runs from base 2281 to 3516 and encodes 411 amino acids.